Entrophospora candida is the source of this 873-nucleotide messenger RNA. Lineage: Eukaryota; Fungi; Glomeromycota; Glomeromycetes; Entrophosporales; Entrophosporaceae. The record is from the annotation of a GenBank genome assembly.
AUGUUGGUUAACUUAAAAACAAGUGCAUGUGGCUGUACAUUUUUUGCAAAUAUUAUAAUUCCUAUAGCAAUUGGAUCGCCAAUUUAUCGACCAAAAAAAAUUAAAUUUAAAAAAUUUGUUGUGUUUGGUGAUUCUUAUUCAGAUAAUGGAAAUGUAUUCUUGUUGACAAAUAAAACUUGGCCACUUUCUAUUGGCGGAAGAUUUUCUAAUGGAUGGGUUUGGCCAGAACAUUUGUCUCGACUAUCUAAUGCCAAAUUAGUUGAUCUUGCAUAUGGUGGUCGAAAUUCGGAUGUUUUAGUUCCUGGGAUAAAACAACAAGUUGACAAGUAUCUUAAACAUUGUAAAAAAAAGAAGAGAGACUCCACUUUAUUCACAAUUUGGGAUGCGGGGAAUGAUUACCUUAACAGCAAUUAUUCAAUAGAUCCAAAAUUGUUAGUUAAAUCCAUAAUGACAUCGAUUAAUACAUUGUAUACAGAAGCCGGGGCAACCAAUUAUUUUGUGCCAGAUCUUCCAGAUCUUACAGUAACACCGUUGAUCCGAGAAUUACCAGAAUUAAAGACAAAAGUACCUAAUGUAGUAAAGCUACACAACUCUGAACUAAAAAUUGCAUUAGAUGCCUUCGAAAAAACCAAUCCAAAAGUGAAGAUCUAUAGGUUCCCAACGGUGAAAUGGUUCAAAUCAAUAUUAACGCCCAACAAUACAAAAAUCACACAAUUAGGAAUAGAAAAUACUGUCGAUGCUUGUGCAAAUUUAUAUGCAAUUCCACCUAUAGUUUGUCCAAAUCCUGAUAAAUAUGCAUUUUGGGAUUCUGUUCAUUUAACAACCAAAAUUCAUAAACUUUUUGCAGAUCAUGUUAUUAAGUUGUUAAAAUAA